Molecule: messenger RNA, 1377 nt
Organism: Zasmidium cellare ATCC 36951
Lineage: Eukaryota; Fungi; Ascomycota; Dothideomycetes; Mycosphaerellales; Mycosphaerellaceae
Exons: 4
Coding region: 1-1377 (458 amino acids)
Source: RefSeq, a predicted model, not a curated record
AUGGCACCCGGAGAUAACUUUGUCUUCGUCAACAAGAAUGCCCGAUCCUCGACAUUAUCGCGCUCGCAGGGUCAAGAGCGACGGCAAAUUUUCUCACGGGCCCAAACAAGCUCGACCACCUGCUCGCCUAAAGACUUCGUCGUGGUUACUGCAUCCAAUUACGCCUCUCCGGGCACCAAUCACCAAACACGACUUAGAGGACGGGACGCCGAAGAAAAACGACAGCCACGCCUCAGAGAACUAGCUCCAUCGGAGCUUGACCCAUUCCAGUCAUUUUCGGUGCACUUGAAGAAAGACAUGCAAUGCAUGCUUACAUACUGCAUGGCGAACGCCGUGAUAGCAGCUCGGACUCGAGAUCAUGCCCGUACUCAGAGCGUCAUUCGCUGCAGGUAUCAGACUGUGCUUCAUAUCCGGCAGAACCUGCGUUCAGGGCCAAGUAUUAGGCAUAGCACAGUCUAUGCGAUUGCACUCCUUCUGCGUCUUGAGUGCGGUCAAGGAGACCUUGAUGCUGCCAGGGCUCAUUUCAAAGGCUUGGUCACCAUUCUAGAUCUACUAGAUUCGCAGAUCCAGCUUCCGCCCACACUGCUCAUGAGCAUGCAAGCCUCCAUGGAUCAUUGUGCAGCAUUAUUUGGCGAGAACCCUCAUUUGAUACCUAAUCGGCACCUACAACAAAGCCAGAAUGAUGGUCUUCUCGUCGGCGGUAUCCCAGUUUCAGGACUUCAAAGACUGGCUCUUGGGAGUGGGCCAAAAUCUUCUCCUCUACUCAAUUCGCCAUACAAUGAUUUUGUCGGGCCUGUGCUGACCGACAUAUUGAGGAAGCUGCAUACGAUCGACAUGUACCACAAUCUCGUGCUACGCAAAGAAGUGCUGGUUUCAAGUGAGCAACUGCAGGCACUCUUUAUUGCGAGGCUGGCACAGCAGCGUCGGCUGCAACGGUCGCUGUCACCACAAUCCGAGACUGAUCUCACCACCCGAGCGCAAGAGGUUGUUCGUCUCUGCCUUGUACUGGUCCAUGGCCCACCUGUCAACAUUGCUCUGCCACGGACUCCCUUCCACAGCUCUUUAGCUCAACAGCUCGAUUCGGCGCUUGUCGAGUCUCUCGUUCCGGGUGUAUGGCAGCCAUGUCCAGAACUCUUACUAUGGGCUCUGAUCAUGGCAGCUUGCAUUUCGCAUGAAGAGGAGCAAUGGAGAUGGGUCCUCCAUUACACCGCGUCGGCAUGCAAGGCGCUACAGAUUGACAGCCUGGAACUUCUCCGAGCGCAUCUUAUCAAGUUUGGCUUCGUUCCAGACUACGCGGCUCUCUUGAACACAAUCUGGAACGAGAUCAACGUUAUUGAGCAAGAACAGGGGGUUGACCCGCUCUUGUCUAUCGUUUGA